Nothobranchius furzeri (turquoise killifish) is the source of this 3756-nucleotide messenger RNA. NCBI's taxonomy places the organism in Eukaryota, Metazoa, Chordata, Actinopteri, Cyprinodontiformes, Nothobranchiidae. The record is from RefSeq and is a predicted model, not a curated record.
AUCAGACGGACAAACGUAGCAAAAUGUAGAUUCUACACACCGUAGUGAUUUACAAGAAUCACCGCCAAUGUGGGUUUCGGGAGGACACAGACUGACUGUGUCAGAAAUGGUUUGACAAUUUAAUGGGACGCGUUCCCUUUUUGUCUAACUGUGGCUCGCUAGCUUAGCUCUCCGGCUAGGUCUAGCUCUUCGUCUGUAGCGACCAGACUUAAAUUUGCCCGAUUAACCAGCAGGCAUCUCGCUCCGCGGCUAAAACGGACUUUAAAGCGUACGCAAUCUGGAUGCAGUAACGCGCUACGGUAAUAACCCGACUUACAGCGUUUACUUAGCAAGUUAAGAUACAGUAGGUGCCAACGAGCAUUCCGGUUAGAUUCGGCUUCGAACAGUCGCCUAUGUAAUGGAAAUAUCUUCCACAACAGCUCGCCCACAGUGUCAACACACUGAGACGAAGGGUGUCCGAGAAUUCGGAGAAUUUAGUCUUAAUUUUAGGAUUGAGGAUAAGCUGCUCACGGUAGCUCACCCAGCAAGUUUCAGAGCGGAAAUGUAGCUUUCCGACCUGAAGAGAUUAGAGGCGCGGCUUCGCGUCAAAAUGGGCAGAAGUUAGUCAAAAGCACAACUCACACGUUCGCUCCGAAGGCGAAGAUGGGAUAAAUCAAAGUACUGUCUGUAAUUUGCGGACAAUUUGAGAUCGGAGAUCUUCCACCGUCAAGUUUCCACCAGGACGUCUCCCGGAAGAGUGACUUCAGCGGAAUAAUUUCCGGGUUUUUUUUUUCAAAAUAAGACAUCAAAGUGAAACACAGAGCUUUUAGAUGUUUGGAAUCAGAUAUAUCGCAGAUAUAGAAGUCUGGAUACGCUCGCCAUAUUGUAAGGAGAAACUGGUUUAGCUCAGCCCUAUUGUAGCGUUGUGGUUUUAGGCUCUUUUAUGAAAGAGGAACCAUGCUACGUAUUAAUUCGGAAUAUUAAUUUUUAAUAAAUCAAUAACCAAAUUUUAUAUUGUUAAGAAGACUCAAAGGUUGUUUUCAUCGAUAAACUGACGAUAAUAUCUGUGUGUCUGUGUUUCAGUUCAAUGAGGAAACCAGUUUGACAAUUAAAAGAUUUAAUUCUUCAAAUUAAACUAAUGAUUUUGAAAUUGACAAACAGGAAAUAACAAUCAACAUUGGCAACUUGUGGGACAAUCUUUAACAGUUGAUAUGAUCAAAUAGACCUUGUGGUGAAUUUAUGAAGAUUGAGAAUGUUGUGAUAUGAAUGCGUGUGUGAGUCUGAUUUUGCUUCAGGAAGAACAGGUGUCUGAGUGAAGUGAUGGUUUGGAUAAACUUAGGUCUUAUCAGAGAACUGCAUCAAACGCUAAACACCGUGCUCUGUCUCACCGAACUCUUGUGGACCCUCUUUCGGAUCCGGGCCGUGGAGGAUGUUGGUGGUUCAUCCAGAUGACACCAGCGGCUGACAGGGGAGACGUAGGUGUCGAAUGGAACCGGUCCAGAGUUGCCCUCGGUACACGUUGAUGACUAGACCCAGAUACUGCAGGAUUGACCAGAGUGUCCCAGUCCUGGACCGUUUCUUCAACCAGCAAGGUCCGAGACCAGACUUUCAUUUGAGCAGGGAGUCCCUUUCAGUGCUGCUGAAUCUGCUGAACCAAGAUCGGCGUCAUGGUUGGGGUGCCACAAUUGAGACCCUGUUGUUUCUUUUCUGGUUGGCAAGUGAAGCAUCUUACAGGGUGGUCUCCAGAGCGUUCGGGAUACCUCGUUCGACUGUCCACCGCAUCGUCCACAGAGUCACGGAGGAGGUUGUGGCCAUUCGCCACCAGGUCAUCCACCUUCCAAAAACCCCUGAAGACCUGGAGGUGGUGUCCCAGGGGUUUGCAGGGCUGGCACGGCAUGGAGCUUUUUUUUUAAAGCUGCAGGUGCCAUUGACGGCUGCCACAUCAGGAUCAAGCCUCCAAGCGGCCCUGAUGGUCACUGCUACAGGAACAGGAAACUGUUCCCCUCCAUCAUCCUGCAGGCUGUGUGUGACCAUCAUGGCCGCUUCAUUGACACUUACAUGGGCUGGCCGGGUGCGGUGCACGACUCCAGGGUGCUCCGCCACAGCCCGCUGUACAGGCAGUCAGUCUACCCUCCUCCAGGGCGCUUCAUCCUCGCAGAUGGUGGGUACCCAUGCCUGCAAAGCCCACUCCCACUCAUCACUCCCUACAAACAUGGGAAUCAAGGUGUGGCUGCCCAGCGCUUUAACAGCCAUCAUUCCAAGGCACGCUCUGUGAUAGAGCGUGCCUUGGAAUGAUGAAAACCAGGUUCAGAGCCAUCUUCCGCAAGCGCUGGAGGUCCACCCCACCUUUGUGCCUCAUGUUGUUACCGCUUGUGCCAUCCUCCACAACAUCUGCCUCAGUGCUGGAGACUUUGUGGCGGCGGAGGAUGAGCCUGAGGAGGAUGGUGGAGAUGAUGAGGGGGAGGCUGGUUUGGAGGAUGUCAGCGGUGCACGCUGGCGGGACCAGCUGUGCUGUGAGGUGUCUGCCCUGGAGGAGGUUCCACUGGACCAUGACUACUGUUACCAGUCUUGGUCAUGUAGCAGCCGUCGACAGCCAGCCCUGCAAACCGAUGGACGAUGCAGUGGACAGGCAAGACACAUCUUGAAGCUCUUUCUGCAGACCACCCAGUAGGAUGCUUCACUUGUCAACCAGAAAAGAGCAGCCACGGGUCUCAGCUCCAGCACUCCAUCCAUGACAUUCAUCUGUUCAGCAGAUCCAGCAGCCCUGUUAGAGACUUCCUGCUUCAGAGUUGUUGAAACGGUUUUGGAACAGGACACUCAGGCUAAUCCUGCACCAAAUAUGCAUUUUACUUUUCUUUGUCAGAUAUUUCUCUUAUUUUGUAUGUUUCCCUUCAUGAUUUUGUGUAUAUAUGUUCAACCAUGUUCAAACAAAAUAGUUGUAAAUAAAAGUAUUAAGUUUGAUCCAUUUCUCCAUUAUUUUCUCAAUUAUAUUUUUUGUUUAAUACUUUAAAACAUUACAGGUUACAGAAAAGAAUCUUGAAGUUCAUUUUAAUACUGUUUCAAGACAUUCUCAAUAUUUUUUAUAUGUCACUGCAGCUUCCUUUACAUGAGUGAUACUGGUGCUUUUAACUUAAAUAGUUGACCAACAGUCCACUGUGGUGCUUUUAGAGGCAAUUCAAAUGCACCCACAAUAGGCUAAAUUUGAUUGUUUUUUUUUAUUAAAAUGAUUAAAAUCACACACUUAAAUAAUGUUUUUGGGACUGUUGGAGAGCUAAUUCAGAGAAAACAGUUUGCAAAGCUGAGCCUGAGCAAAGAUGUGAUAAUAGUUUUUAAUACUUUCUAAGGGCAGCCUCAUGUCCUCCCUGAUCAGCUCCAGAAGCUGGUCAUCGCUGUCCCUUCUCCUUUUUCUUCCACCUGGCUGACUUCCUCCUGGCUGAGCAUCUUCAUCCUCACUCUCCUCCCUUUCCUCCACUGCUGUACUUUACCCUGGAGUGUCCUCACGGAUAGAGGCAAUUAGGACAGGCAGACUGGUUGAGGGUCUCUGUCCUAAUACCUCAUCCAUGAGGUCAAACCAGGGCCGAGUAGCAGCAGUGGGUUUCCCACUAACCCCCUCUCCUGACCCUGGAUACUUGCAAUCCUAGAUAAUAAAAAAAAAUGUCAGUUUACACAAAUAACUACAAACCUGUUUAAGCUUUUAAGAUUUAGCGUGUAUACAUGUUAUAUUUUUCCACACGCAUCUACAUACUUAAUAUUUUUUCUUUAAAUUAUCCCCUUUUU